Messenger RNA from Lobosporangium transversale, 2337 nucleotides. RefSeq lists its product as hypothetical. Gene Ontology annotation, biological process: mitotic G2 DNA damage checkpoint signaling; double-strand break repair via homologous recombination. Bases 1 to 2337 code for a protein of 778 amino acids. The record is from RefSeq and is a predicted model, not a curated record. Gene Ontology annotation, cellular component: Mre11 complex. The transcript has 8 exons. Gene Ontology annotation, molecular function: damaged DNA binding; protein binding. Lineage: Eukaryota; Fungi; Mortierellomycota; Mortierellomycetes; Mortierellales; Mortierellaceae.
AUGAAUGGAGUAGAUGACAUCUUGUGUCUUGGAAGUGGGGAUAUUUCAGUUGGGAGGAGGCAUGCAACCAUCACUGUAGGCAAGCCUACGAUGCAAAGUGUGCGCAUGCGAGGCGAGCAUACAAAAUUGAUCAUCCGUGACUUGAGCUCCAAACACGGUGUCUAUGUAGACAAAGAACGAAUUGAGCCUGCUCAAGAUGUAGAGGUCAUCAUUAAAGAAGAUCACUUAUGGACGACGUUGGACAAUAGACAUAUUGCUGGAAGAGGUUAUGGCGGCUAUGUGAAUGUAAAGAUUGGCGAUAUGACCUCAUUUAGAUUAGAAAGAGUAGACUGGAGUUUAUGUUCUCAGGCAUUGACUGCUCAAGCAAAAGUUGGCAUCGUUGGUUUAGCAGCUGAGAUUGACUGCAAAGUCGAAGAAUCAUGGGUGCCCGGGGCCUCAACCCAUCUUAUCGUCGGUAAAGCCAACCGAAGCGAAAAACUUUACCUGGCACUUGCAGAAGGAGGCUAUUUAGUGAACACAGAUUGGCUAAAGGCUGUGGAAGCAUCGUUCAAAGACUCAUGGGACUCAAAGGGUUUGAAAGAUGCACAGACUCUUGAAACUUCUUAUCCUGCGCCAGUUCCAGCUAUUUUUCAACACUCGAAUGUCCGAUGGACACCAACUCAUACGCGGAGAAAAUUGUUUCGGCAUCAUCGCUUCAUAUCCGUCACUAAAGCAAAGUAUCAGAAUGUGGACCAGGUGAUUAGAUGCGCUGGCGGAGACCUCACAGCCACGGAUGCUGCGUCUUCCUUGAAAUUGAUUAACGAAUGCUUGACAUCAACGAUGAUUCCAGUGUUCUUACAGCCACAUAAGGAAGAAGAAAUCAUUCAGAGCUUUUCCAAGUUAGAUAGUAUUUUGAAUAGGAUGGGAUAUCGCUGGGUACGUGAGGAUGAAAUCGGGAUGGCUAUCAUAAGUGCGUCAACUGAAAGAUAUUGUAACCCCAAGUAUUUGGAACCAUUGCAGGCGAUGGAGGUGAUGGCAUCCUUACAUAGUACUCAAUUAUCCUUAAAUGAUUACUCAUCAACAGAGGAGCCUCCAGUGUCGACAGCCUCAACUCUAAGCAGGAGCGGCUCAACGGUUGGCUUUAACAAAGAAGCCCCUCGCGUCAUCGAUAGUGAUAACGAUAACGACCUGGAAGCGUCACUCAGCUUUUCGCAAUUGAUGGCCCCUACUAAAAAAUUCAAUCGCACGGGAACAAUAGCGGCUACCAAACCUCAGGAGACUACCAAAUCUGAGUCUCCAAAGCCUCCAUCUUCUCAAAAGCCAGCCAAGAAAAAGACCAAAACUGAUCGUAUGGCAAUGUUUUUUGAUGGACUGGAAGAUGAUGAGAAUGUUAUUGGCGUGGAUACAUCAUCGGCUAGCGCUAGUGUGGCGGAUUCCCAUGGCAUGACAUCGAACGCGUCAUCAUCGGUCCUGGUUGAGUCAACGGAUAGUGGCUAUCGUGGGUCUGAGCUAGGAGAGCAGAUUGACACUGACGAAUCUGUGAAUAUCAUUCCCGCCAUUGAUGAGAAAAAACACUACGAAGAGUCACAAGCGAUGAAAAAUGAUAAGGCAGAAGAAUUAAUUCAAAAGGAAGAUCUGGAGACCAAACCCAUGAGCAGGAUUACGGCCGCUUCAACUAAGGAUGAUACCGCCAUUAAGGUUGAGCCUAAGUCUCAAUCAUUGUCGCUCUCAACCAAAGCGAGUUCUAAUCCGAGCUCAAGUUCGAGAAGGAAACCUAGUACUUUUGAUGGAGUCAGAGAGGACAUGAUGGCAUUAAAGUUAGAUACAAAAGUAGGGCGACAAAAGGAUUUUAUUGAUGAGAAAGAGCGACAGAAAUUAUUAGAAGUCCAAAGAUUAGAUGAAAAGGCAAAAGGGGAUAGAAGUAAGCUUAUGCAAUCAGAGUGGAGUGAAAAUCUUACUAAAAGCAAGCGCCGCAAACUUGGGAAGAAGAAAGAAGGAGAUCCUCCAGAUAGCCUCGAGGUGAGUCGAGGGACGAGUCGUGAAGACAGAUCAGCCAGUAUUCAAAUUUUAAGUGAAGCUGACAAAAAAGAUUGGUCUGAACGAUGGAAGAGUAUGCCAAACUUUAAAGCUUUCCGAAAGGCUACCGUAGCAGGGGUACGUGUCAAAAGUCGGGGGCCGACGCCUCUCAUGCUAGAUGGUGAGAUCGUAGUCAAACACGAAGAAACCAUCAAAAAGAUUGGCCAAUACCUGAAGCGAGAGCCAAAAGAGCCAACAAUGCCUUCAGUAAAGCCUCUGCGAAAGAAAGGCGAAGCCCAAAUGGCAAAAGACGAUAUCAAAAUAUUACUAGCGAAUGAAUGA